Molecule: messenger RNA, 656 nt
Organism: Linum trigynum
Lineage: Eukaryota; Viridiplantae; Streptophyta; Magnoliopsida; Malpighiales; Linaceae
Source: the annotation of a GenBank genome assembly
CUAGCGAGAGUGGUAGGAGGAUCGAGUCUCCCUCCACCAAGCGACGAACCUGCAAACAUAUUGUUCUUCUUCUUCGCCAUCUAAUCACUCUUGGUCAAAAGACUCCAUCAUCAGAUCUUGAAAUUAAAAAAAUGGGGAAGGACAGCAAACCCAGAUUCCGGCAACUGUCACUUCAGCCACACCUUGUGCUUGGCGUUCGCCAACAGCAGGCCCAGGCACUGGACGGUGAGGUGGAACUUGCCGCCGUGGGUGAACCGGGCGACACAAGUGCCCAUCGCGACGAGGUUCUUCCGGCUGAUGUUGGUGGUGCGCUUCACCAGGGCCUCACUGACGUAGUAGACCCGGUUCUUCUGGAGGCGGAAGCAGUAGAGGCCGGGGUUCGCGUCUGGACCCUCGUGGGCGGGGCUCUCGACGAUGUUCUACAGGUUGUUGCCAGUGAACUUCAGGAGCUUCUCGAAGACGACCGUCGUCUCCGCCUCGUCUAGCGGCCUCAUCUUGCUUUUGGGUUUCGGAUUUGGGAGGGGGAUUUCUUCUGUAUAUGAAGGAGGAGGAAGAGGAAGGGUUCUGAUUUGGGGGAAAUUAAAAAGAUUUGGGAAAAGUGCAGCGGUGAGGUAGAGGAGCUGGACUGGCGAAGGGAUUAAAAAGAUUUUGGGAUU